Messenger RNA from Musca domestica (house fly), 977 nucleotides. RefSeq lists its product as uncharacterized. The coding region runs from base 65 to 892 and encodes 275 amino acids. The transcript has 3 exons. The record is from RefSeq and is a predicted model, not a curated record. Lineage: Eukaryota; Metazoa; Arthropoda; Insecta; Diptera; Muscidae. Gene Ontology annotation, molecular function: protein binding.
GUUGGAUAAUUUCUCCUUUUAAAAUAAAAAAAGUAGCAACAAUUUCCCGUAGUUAUAAUUUACAAUGUUGAAGGUAGUGUUACCAUUACUUGUGCUUCUUGGCUCCACUUCGGUCCAUUCGAAACCCUUUAACUUGGACGAUUGUGGUCCUCAGGUGUGUGCCUCGUAUGGUGGGGAGAAAAGGGUUUUUACUAAUAUGUGUGAACUUUUAAACGAAAUCGAAACAACGGGUGUUGAUUGGAAUUUUGAGGAGUUAAACGAAUGCUCGGAUCAAGUGAGAGCUUGCACGAAGGAAUACGAUCCAGUUUGUGGUUUUGCAGGUUUCGAAUUUCGCACAUUCCCCAAUGAAUGCAUAAUGGACCAGGAGUCGGAGGAGACAGGAAUUGUCUGGCAAAACAUUUACUCCGGCGAAUGUGAAGAGUUCUCGAACUUCCCCCCUAGCCCCGUGGGACCUCCGGUCUACGAUGGUACUACCGGUGUUGGCCAGUCCGAACCUGUUGUUAGUCCACCAAAAUCGCGAUUCCACAACAAUGUGAAUAACACGUUCAAUGCUGCCUAUGUUGAGGGAAAUUAUUUCAAUGGACCCGUACACAAUUAUUAUGGAAUUAUAUUGCCGCCCUACAAUCAACUGCCACUCCCAGAUGAUGAUGAUGAUGUGUUUGGAGACAUAGAUUUCACCGGUGGUGAUUAUUUCCCAGACGAUGAUGUCGAAGGCGUACCCACAGAAGGUGAAGAUGUGGAGGAGGAUGAUGAUGAUGAAGAAGAAGAUUCUACAAAUAAAUCCAUUAAAAUCGGAGGAAAUGCAUUUACCUCGGUAGUAGAUGCUGUGAAAUAUAUUAGCGCUUUUACCAAGGAGUUGCUGUCAUAUUUACAAGGACUCAAGGGAAAAUAAGGCAUGCAUCUGAUGUUGGCCUGUGUAAAUUAUUAUGUAUUGUAAAUUUUUAUAAUAGAAUAAAUAGAACGAUUGAAUGCACGAA